Messenger RNA from Biomphalaria glabrata, 5142 nucleotides. RefSeq names its product zinc finger protein 62 homolog. Bases 382 to 3783 code for a protein of 1133 amino acids. Gene Ontology annotation, cellular component: nucleus. Lineage: Eukaryota; Metazoa; Mollusca; Gastropoda; Planorbidae. Gene Ontology annotation, biological process: regulation of transcription by RNA polymerase II. The transcript is spliced from 4 exons. The record is from RefSeq and is a predicted model, not a curated record. Gene Ontology annotation, molecular function: DNA-binding transcription activator activity, RNA polymerase II-specific; RNA polymerase II cis-regulatory region sequence-specific DNA binding.
UUGUCACAGGGCCAUAUAUUCGCUUUUUGCAACAACAAUAAUUAAUUAAUAAUUUAAUUUAGUCUAGUCACUAAUCCACUCUAUUAUUAUAUCUAGAUUUAGACUUAUAAUAUAAAACUCUAAAAGAUUACUUGAUCUAGAAUCUAGAUUAAUUCUAGAUCUAGAUCUAGAUCUGCUGCUUUUAAUUUAACAUGUCAUGUUUAUUAAUGCUAGAUCUAGAGACAGAGUCUUCUGAGCUCUAUUUUUUUUCUGCCUUUGAGCCCUUUGGAAGUCUGAACUGAAGAAGGUUUGGGCAAAUUCUUGAAGUUGGGGAGAUAAAGCUGCCAACUCAUGCAGAUACAAACAGUUUAAUACCACAUACCGGUAUACUUUGACCUGGCAAUGGAGCAGACAAUAACUAUGAUGACUGAAGAAGAAAUACCAGAAGUUGGUCCCAAUGACAUUGUUAUACAUUUGGUCAACCCAUACAAAUGUGGUUUGUGUGAACUGGAGUUUUUAGAAAAGUCUGUCUUUAAGGAGCACAUGUUUUCUCAUUUGGAGCAAAUCAAACAAGAACAUCCGAGCUCACAAAUAGUUAUGACAGUAACUCUUCCUCCAGAAACACCUGGAGGUGUCACCGUCACCAGAGAUAUUUUACAGCUUGGCGAGGAUGGUUCUAUCAAACAAGUUUUGCAGCCUACUCUGAAUAUGACGCUAAAUCAAGUGUCCCCAUUAAGAGAGCUUGAAGAAGCAGGGGUCCUCAAAUUAAACCUACCGAAACCAGAAGAGAUGGUUCCUAUGGUUCCUAAAGCUCCACUGCCCAUCAUCAGACCAUCAAAUAAUGUUAGCGCAAUGAGCCUAGUUGAACCCCAUGUUCAAACUGUUGAGGUUAUUCAAGAAGGUUACCCUGCAAUUGUUAGUACAUCUAUAAAAGAGGAGGCCCAAAUAGUUUCUACUAUGUCAGAGAUAACUGAAAACAAUGACAAUUAUCUCACCUUUGCUUUUAAAGGACCCAAUGAUGAGAUGCAACAUAUUCAGAUUAUCAAACCUGAGGGUACCAAAGCUGGGGACCUAAUGCUAGAACUUAGUAAUAAUUCUAAUGUUGUAAAACGAAACAAUCGAAAUGGCAAUAGCAAACAUAGCAGUUGUGAUAUUUGUGGUAAAGUAUUGUCCACAUCUACCAAUUUACUUAGACACAAGAUGUAUCACAGUGCAGAACGGCCAUUUGUCUGUGAUGUUUGCAAUAAAGGCUUCAAGGAUGCUUGCAACUUGAAAAAACACACUAUCAUUCAUAAAAGAAUUUUUCCUUGCUACUUGUGCAAAAAAUCCUUCCUGCGAAAAUCUCUCUUGGCCCUUCAUUUGCGCCGCCACGAGACCAGAACUGCUAUGGUAAAAACUGGCAACAGCACAAAAGAAGUCACAAUCAGAACGUUUGUUGAUGAUGAUGGUACCAGAGUAGAGGAGAUGAGCAUGUCUGCAUUAGGAGGUCAGACUUUUGAAUACAAGCCACGAAUAGUUAAAGCAGAUCCAAGUGAAAUUGACCAGCAAGUUAAGAAAGAAAUUAAUGAUCAAACCAAUGGACAGGCUAAUGGUGUGAGUUUGUCUGCGGGAUCAGAGGCUCAGCAUUCAGAGAUAAUUGAAAAUAAAGAGAAAAAGCCAGCUGGUCAGAAAACUAUUUUUAUGGUGACUUCUAAUGGCCUCCAGGAAACCAUUAUUGAAAAGCAGACAGUGCAGGAAGAGGGUCAAGGUAGCUCAAAUACAAAUGCGGUCGAUGCAAUCGAUGUUGAUGAUAUGCCUGACUUGAAGAUUCCUGAAGUUCCAGAGGAGUUUGUCAAAAUGUAUCAAUGUGGCCAUUGUGCGAAAAGGACGGUACAGCGUGGAAAUAUGAUGAGGCACUUAAUCCACCACUUAAAAGAAAAACCUUUUGUCUGUGACCAGUGCCCUAAGCAGUUUGUGGACAAAGGUGAAUUGGUGAAACAUAAGAAAACACACACAAAGCCCUACAGGUGUCCUCAGUGUAAUGGAGCCUUUGCCCACAAUGCUCAGUUACUAAGACAUUUGGAGAGUACCUGCCUUGGAAAUACUGAAGAACUCAAUUAUACUGUACUGGAAGAUGGUAAGACUUACAGAUGUGAUAUCUGCCGUAUUGAAAUGAAAAGAUUGGGUAACAUGAUCAAGCAUGUUGGAACACACAGUAUGACCAGUGGUAGAGCAAACUGGCACCACCGCCAGUCAAAUUUCAAACCCAAAAAGUUCACUCCCAAUAAGUCUUUUGAAAGUGCUUCUAACAAAAAGAUGGAAAUAUCUCCUUAUUAUUAUUUUGACUUGAAUCAUAAAACGUAUAUUUGUUGCUUCUGUUCCCGAUCAUUUACUAUGAAGUCCAACAUCUUGCAGCAUGUCAAGAUUCAUACCAAAGAAAAGCCUUAUCCUUGCAUGGAAUGUGAACAAUGGUUUGAAAGUACGGCUACUUUGAAGAGGCAUUUAGAUAUCCACACAAAGCCAUUUAAGUGUGACAUUUGUCCCCUGGCAUUUUCUCGUAAAAUCUUCCUGGACAUACACAAAAGAAAACACAAUGAAAAGGAGAAAGAUGAAGAAACUUCAGAUUUUGGUCUCCUUGAGGACAAGAAAGGAUAUUACUGCAAACAUUGUAACAAGAAGCUUAACAAUAAAUACAGAAUGCUAAAUCACAUCAAGCUUCACCUCUCUGAUCGCACGCAUGAAUGCCCCACAUGCAACAAGUGUUUCAGCUGCCAGUACUUGCUACUUAAACACAAGAAAGUUCACGCCAAACCAUUUGCAUGUAAAGUUUGUGGCGCAACCUUCACCCGCAAAUUUUUUCUCAUUUUGCACAGGAAGAGAGCUCACCCUAAAAAAGUAUUACCAGUGGUGAAAACACCAGACUUACAAUCUCUUGAUGACAGCAAUGCCAGCGGAGAAGACAAGCAAAUUUUCCCUUGUGCUAUUUGUGGUGCCCCAUUCUCCAGGCUUGUCAUCAAGAUGAAUCAUGAGAAGAAAUGCUAUGAGGAGAGCAAGGUGAUGGUCAGACUAUCUGAGGGCAAAGGUUACAAGUGUAAGAUCUGUGGUAAGGUUGCCAGUCUGAAACAUAACUUGAUGGUCCACAUUCGUAAGCACACAGAUGUUCUCAAAGUGGAAAACACCGGGAAAAUUAUUGUGGGAGAAGCAUAUUCUGACAAAUUUGAGCCUGCAAAGUCCACCUCUCUUCUUGCUGACAAAGUCAAUGCUAAAGUUAACAAGCCAUCUGUAUCUAAAUUCAAACCUUUCUCUAAAGUUAUUAAAAGAGCGAGGGAAGAAUCAGACAGUUCAGACAUUCUUGAAGUUGAAGAUAUUCAAGAUGCUGCUUUCGAAAUGGACAAAGAAGGUAGAUUUCAAAGAAUACCAGGUGGAUACACAUGCUUGGAUUGCAGGAGAAAAUUUAAUGACUACGACGCUUUGAUUGUGCAUUUAGAAUCUCAUGGUGACAGCUCUGAAAAGCAAGAAAAUGACAAAGAGGAAAAACAGGCGUCAAUAAAUAAGGCUGAAAAAUCAGAAGCAUUAGAGAAAAAGCCAGUGUUGAAAAUAAUCAAGUGUGAAACCCCAUCUUCACCAGCAGAGAAUAAGGAAACAGAAAACUCUACCCCAAAAAUAAAAAAAGAAGUGUCUAAAAAGAAAGCAGCUACUCCGACAAGUCCUGCACUAGCUUCUAAAACUAAACAAUCCGAAGAGAAAGUUGAGACACCAACGCCACCUAGAAGUACAAAUCGACCAGCUAGAAUUCAGAAAAUGCCUUCUCGGUUUUUAGAGUAGGUCCAAAUCAUUUAUUCCAAGUAUGAACUAAUAAAAUUUAUUCAUUUUAAUUGUGACAUUGAAUACAAAAGAUCUACAGAUGGCUGUUUUGAACAAGUAUUUUUUGAAUAACUUGAAAUAAUUUUUUUAGUUAAUCCCAUUGAUCAUAUUUUUGUAUUUUAUGUUUUAUUCUUGUUGAACUUAAUAUUUACUCCUUAUUCAGUCUUUACAAAUGCAUGAAAUUCUUAUUCAAAUAUGUUGCAUCAUUGAAAUAUUUCUUAUGGUUGUAUACAGUCUAUCCUGAUACUCCUGACAAGCUCUUCACAUUAGUUAGACCAUGUACAUUAUUUAUGUUGAGACCAACACAUUGACUUGCAUAGUGUACAGAUUGUAUGUACUUCCACACUACCUGUUGCUUCAUUAUUGUAUUCAUAAUUCUGCUUUGACAUUUGUAGACUUGUAAUUCAUCCAUGGUUCUGAUGGUGAAGUCAACAUGUAUCUGUCCUAGUUAUAGCAGUGACAAGCCAUUGCAACUUGAUGGCCUAGUUAUAGCAGUGACAAGCUAUUGCAACUCGAUGGCCUAGUUAUAGCAGUGACAAGCCAUUGCAACUUGAUGGCCUAGAUAUAGCAGCAACAAGCCAUUGCAACUUGAUGGCCUAGUUAUAGCAGUGACAAGCCAUUGCAACUUGAUGGCCUAGUUAUAGCAGUGACAAGCUAUUGCAACUUGAUGGCCUAGUUAUAGCAGUGACAAGCCAUUGCAACUUGAUGGCCUAGUUAUAGCAGUGACAAGCUAUUGCAACUUGAUGGCCUAGUUAUAGCAGUGACAAGCCAUUGCAACUCGAUGGCCUAGUUAUAGCAGUGACAAGCUAUUGCAACUUGAUGGCCUAGUUAUAGCAGUGACAAGCCAUUGCAACUCGAUGGCCUAGUUAUAGCAGUGACAAGCCAUUGCAACUUGAUGGCCUAGUUAUAGCAGUGACAAGCCAUUGCAACUCGAUGGCCUAGUUAUAGCAGUGACAAGCCAUUGCAACUCGAUGGCCUAGUUAUAGCAGUGACAAGCCAUUGCAACUUGAUGGCCUAGAUAUAGCAGCAACAAGCCAUUGCAACUUGAUGGCCUAGUUAUAGCAGUGACAAGCCAUUGCAACUUUAUGGCCUAGUUAUAGCAGUGACAAGUCAUUGCAACUCGAUGGCCUAGUUAUAGCAGUGACAAGUCAUUGCAACUUGAUGGCCUACAAGAAAUUGAAGAUUGUUGUUGGGCAGCUACUGAUUCUCUUUGUUGUAAUUUUUAUUCAUGAAGUUGUACUAGAAAUCUCUUGUAGAAAAUUGAACUAGGAAGUUGUUUUUUUUUUUUUUGGCUUCAAAUAUAUCAUGUUGUUAACAGUA